This is a messenger RNA of Pogonomyrmex barbatus (red harvester ant), 1016 nucleotides long. RefSeq lists its product as uncharacterized. The record is from RefSeq and is a predicted model, not a curated record. Lineage: Eukaryota; Metazoa; Arthropoda; Insecta; Hymenoptera; Formicidae.
AAAAUGCUAUUUACAUUUACAUGUGAUUCGAUCGCGAAAGUGAUAAAACUGUCCGCUCCAGUUUCAUUUGUGAUUUAGAAUUAAAUCCUUUUUCAGGUAUAGAAGACGUCUGAUACUUAAAUUAUGUAGAGUUACAUAUGUCUAUUGAAUGUUUUUAUAAUUAGGACAUGAUACCAAUAUUUUGUGCAAUAUUUGGUGCAUUUGUAAAAUUAAUGAGAUAUAACACUGUGAUAGAUACUCUUGCUAUAUUUAAUUAAAAUAACAAUUAAAAAGAUCAUUACCCUUGACUCAGUUUGACGGGGGGAUUAGCAACCUUGUCUGAAGGUAAACUUGAAAGAAAGAGUCAGCAAAGCCUGUGGGCAAGUGAAUGACCAAGGAAUAUUGGAUAUAAUUUCAACUUGUAGCGAAAAUACUGGUAGUAGAGUAACGCAUAUAUAUAAGCCUUGUUGUGCGGAUGUUGUGCUCAGUCAGAUACGCGCUGGUAAACGCGGGUAAACACUUUGUCGCAAAGUACUGCAAAUUUUUGUAGUGUUAAAGAAAAGCGAAAGACUCAGAACAUCAAAUGUCGACUAAUUACACAAAUAUUAUUCUACUCAUCAUGGUGACAACUUGCGCGGCUACACCAAUUUUUUUAUUAACUUCUGAAGCGACGUUUGCCCACCCAGCUGUCUUAAUUAAUUCUGCAAUGGAAGAUAAUUUGCCUAACCAAUUACGAAAUAAUUUCUAUAAAAAUCCAAAUAUCGCUGCUAGUCUUGCUAAAGAAUCCUGGUUUAUUGAUAAAGAAAUGCAGGUAAUCGACAGAGAAACAGAUAAAAUUCCGAGAGAAAAGGUCUACAGUAUGCUACAUAAUGCUGGACUCGCUCGCAAAUAAUACCAAGCACAUAAAUAAAAACUGUAUAUUGUUGAAGAUAUCUUAUUUUUAAUAUAUUUAUUUGUAUACUUUCUUGUUUACAUUUAAUGUCAGAUACAAAUAACAGAAUUACAAUUUCCUAUUUUUAUUAAAUUUUCAUUAAGCU